This is a messenger RNA of Dendrobium catenatum, 2215 nucleotides long. Its product is annotated as calcium-dependent protein kinase 2. Gene Ontology annotation, molecular function: calcium-dependent protein serine/threonine kinase activity; calcium ion binding; calcium/calmodulin-dependent protein kinase activity. Gene Ontology annotation, cellular component: nucleus; cytoplasm. NCBI's taxonomy places the organism in Eukaryota, Viridiplantae, Streptophyta, Magnoliopsida, Asparagales, Orchidaceae. Gene Ontology annotation, biological process: protein autophosphorylation; intracellular signal transduction; peptidyl-serine phosphorylation. The transcript is spliced from 10 exons. The record is from RefSeq and is a predicted model, not a curated record. Bases 262 to 1866 code for a protein of 534 amino acids.
UUUCACCUCUAUUCCUGGCGGCUAUGAUUCGGCCUAACGUUUCUUCUUCCAUUUUUAUUUGAUUUAGUUUUUCUUAGCGACUUUUCCCGGAUUCUAUUAGAAUUCCGUUCUGUCCUCCAGAAAUAUACCAGAAUGAAUAUUUAACGCGCUCCAACGCGGUUAUUGGCCAUCUAUUCUUAGCUUGCAAGAAAUAUUGGAGUAUCUUUGGUAUUUAUUCCGGUUGGUUGAUUCGGCUGUUGAGAAAAGGGCGAGAAGGAAAAGAUGGGAGCUUGCUGCGGCAAAGGGAAGGAAACUAGACCAGCAUCAAAUGUGUAUUCCUAUCAGAGGCCACGGCCGCCGCCACAGGCGGUGAAACCCUCACCACCGCCGCCAACUUCUUACCGGCCCGAGGCUCCGCCAACGGGAACUCGUCAUUCUCCACCUUCUCCACUAAAGCCAAAUCCACCAGUUCCAUCACCUAAGCCUGCCCUAACCUAUGAUACAAUUCUUGACAAACCAUUUGAUGAUGUUAGACGCAACUAUACUCUUGGCAAGGAGCUUGGCCGGGGACAAUUCGGUGUCACCUACCUUUGCACAGAGAAUUCCACUGGUCAUUCUUAUGCCUGCAAGUCCAUUUCGAAACGCAAGCUUGUGCAUAAAAAUGACAAGGAGGAUACCAAGAGGGAGAUCCAAAUCAUGCAGCAUUUGAGUGGGCAGUCAAAUAUUGUAGAAUUCAAGGGUGCAUAUGAGGAUAAGAAUUCAGUUCAUCUUGUGAUGGAGCUAUGUGCAGGUGGUGAGCUUUUUGAUCGGAUAAUUGCGAAAGGGCAUUACACGGAGCGCGCAGCUUCGAGCAUAUGCAGGGAUAUUGUUAAUGUGGUGAAUAUUUGCCAUUUCAUGGGUGUGAUGCACCGGGAUCUUAAGCCUGAGAACUUCUUACUUGCAACAAAAGAUGAAGAUGCAUUGCUUAAGACUACUGAUUUUGGGCUCUCAGUUUUUAUUGAAGAAGGAAAAGUGUACAGAGAUAUUGUUGGAAGCGCGUAUUAUGUUGCUCCUGAAGUUCUAAAACGUAGCUACGGGAAAGAAAUAGAUAUCUGGAGUGCUGGCGUUAUUUUGUACAUUCUUCUCAGUGGUGUUCCUCCUUUCUGGGCAGAAACCGAAAAAGGAAUAUUUGAUGCUAUCUUGAAAGGUGAUAUUGACUUUGUCAGUGAACCCUGGCCUUCUAUUUCUAGCAGUGCCAAGGAUCUAGUUAGGAAGAUGCUUACCCAGGAUCCUAGAAAGAGAAUUACCUCUGCUCAAGUUCUUGAGCAUCCUUGGAUCAAAGGUGGAGAGGCAUCUGAUAAACCCAUAGAUAGUGCAGUUCUUUCUAGGAUGAAGCAAUUCCGGGCAAUGAACAAACUAAAGAAAUUGGCCUUGAAGGUUAUUGCUGAGAGUCUAUCUGAGGAAGAAAUUAAGGGGCUGAAGCAAAUGUUUUCGAAUUUGGACACCGACAAAAGUGGCAGCAUCACAUAUGAAGAACUGAAGACUGGUUUAGCACGGCUUGGUUCGAAGCUUUCUGAAGCUGAAGUAAAACAGCUUAUGGAUGCUGCUGAUGUGGAUGGUAAUGGAACCAUCGACUACAUUGAGUUUAUCACCGCCACAAUGCACAGGCACAAGCUGGAAAGGGAUGAGAACUUAUAUAGUGCCUUUCAGUAUUUUGAUAAGGAUGAUAGCGGGUUUAUUACAAGGGAUGAACUUGAAACGGCAUUGGAGGAGCAUGGUAUGGGCGAUGCAGCCACAAUAAAGGAAAUAAUAUCAGAGGUUGACGCAGACAAUGAUGGCAGGAUCAACUACGAAGAAUUCUGCGCAAUGAUGAGAAGUGGAUUUCAGCAACCAGCUAAGAUUAUUUAGUGCCCUCUCUGAUGGUAAAUACAAGUUUUUUCUUAGUUAUCUCGCACUGAACUAGAACAAAGACAUGCUAUUUCUUCUUCCAUUUGAGAUCGGAAAUGGUACAGAAAUGAGAUUCUGUUUUUGUAUCAAAUGAAUGAAUUGUACUUAGCCGUUAGGUGUAAAUUAGUAUGGGUUCUUUUUUCAUUUUAUGCUGCUCUGAGAUAUGAGCUUCUGAAUAAAGAAAGCUCUGAAAUAUGAGCCUGCUUCUUGCUUUUCCUAUUUUUUUGUCAAUGGAUUUUGUCUUCAGUGACUUAUUUACUGUUGUUCGUCUAAUGUUUCUUGUACAAUGAAGAGUUGAUCUUACUUUUAA